AUGAUCAAAAGACCUUUGGACACACUCCCGGCCGAGACCCUCAUCAGUAUCGCGGGGUACCUCGAUGGCGUUCAACUGCCAGAUCUCUCGUCCUUCGCCCUCACGAGCAGAGCUUGCAACGCUGCCGCCUCGUGCUACUUGUUUCGCGAUAUUCAUAUUCGAAUCAAACACCCUCGGAAGCUACAGCGAGACGUCGCAAAGUGGCUCACUGUGCUGCAACGCACGAAUGCUUCACGACAUGUUCGACGCCUGGUGAUGACCUUCGAGGACAGGACGCUCCAUCACAGUGAUCUGUAUUCGCCUGACCGGUUGCGCCUGACUGCCGAGACGGUUGACAGUCUCAGCUACGCUAAGCGAAUGUUGCCGAACAACCGCCGUCUUCGCGAUGUCUUCGUAGAUCCCGAGGCAUGGGCUCCCAUGGUCCAGCUGCUGAAGGCCCUGGUCCGAUUGACCAACAUGGUCAUCGAGCACGAGACCAGCUUCUCACCCUUCCUCCUGGAAGCACUUGGGACCCAGCACAACAAAUGUCUACUGGAUCUCAGAUGCUUUGACCUUCACUGCAUUGAAGGUGCUCCUCUCAACCCAUACGAUGUUGCUCUACUCCUGUCGCCCCAGUUACGCAGCGUCUCGAUCAAAGAAUACUUUCAGUCAUUUACCGGCCACACAAAUGAAUCGGCUGUGCUCAAACUCGUCAAAGGUCUAUCGCCGAGCCUCAGGACGGUUGAGCUAGAACCGGUCUUCGGGGCCCGGUAUCAUCGGAGAUGCAACCCGGAAUUCGAGAGCCAGUUGCAAUCUGCGAUAGCACAAGCCAUUGAAGUAAACCUCAAAUACUGGAAAGGCUCGGCGAGUAACAUCUACGCAUCCAAACUUGGCUCAAUACCUUCCUUGUCCAUGCAGAGGACUAGCCCAGAGAGGGUACAAUCGUGGGUCGAAACUACGGACUUUGCACUCUUGCGCCAUCUGAGGCUAAACACGGGGUCGAGAGAGCUGCGCUGGCUUGCGAAACACGCCAAAUUUCGCUGCCUCGACAGCCUCGAGCUGCACAACAGCGGCUACAUCAGCGCUCCUUCUGACACGGAAGGCUUUGACGAUCUGGAGAAUGCCGCCGUAGAUUUCCUGGCCGUCAUCCCCGCGUUGACAACGCUGUCACUCGGGGCCCAGCUGACUUUGCCAAUGCUCCAAUUCGCGGUCUCUCGAUUUGGAAAAACACUGCGAAAACUGAAGCUUAGGCCGACUGGAAGUGGGUUCUUACCGGAGGAAGAUAUCAAAAUCCGUGCGGAACACAUUGGCCUGAUUUCUGAGGCGUGUCCUUCGCUGGAAGACCUGACGAUCACGGUGGCCGUUCCCUCGUUUCGUUCACAAUCGGCGGAAUUCACGGGGAUGUGCCAGGGCAUCGCACGAAUUCGCCGUCUACGGAAUCUUUACCUGACCCUCCGUUCGACGACAGAAGAAGAUCCGAUGAAGUUGAGCUUACGAAGGAGGCCUCGGAUCGACCGCAACGGGCGAUUCCUUUCGCCAACCUUCCCGACGGAAGAACUCACAGACACAUUUGUGAGGGCAGCCUGGGACACGAUCUGUAAGCAGGGCUCUCGCUUGGAGUCGAUGCAGAUGGAUACUCUAUAUCGGUGGGGCGGCACGCGCAAGUCGGAAAGGGUUUUCCAGGUGCGCAGAGUUGGGGCCGCAGCCCACUUUGAAGUCCUACUCGACCGCCCCGCGCUGAAGCAGGCCGAAGGUUUGCCUCAGUCGUCCCUUCCCUUGUUGGUCAGCAACCCUGAAUUGGCAAGCAAAAGCAGACAGCGUCAAGGGCCAGUCUCGUCCCGCGAUGGAGCCUGUCAGGGCAAAGAUGUCCCUGAGGCCGAUACAAUCCGUCUUUACCCAUUCUCAUCAAAACCAGCAAUCCUUCGAAUAAGCACUAACCCAAAAGCAUCCGGUUUGGUCAUUCUCAAGGUCAGGUACGUACCUACUCAGAUACGUAUCCUCUUCAGGCUGCACAGGGGCAAGACCCGUCUUGCGAAGUGGUACGCGCCCUACAGCGACGACGAGAAGAUCAAGCUCAAAGGCGAGGUCCAUCGCCUCGUCGCGCCGCGCGACCAGAAGUACCAGUCCAACUUCGUCGAGUUCCGCAACAACAAGAUCGUCUACCGGCGCUACGCCGGCCUCUUCUUCUGCGCCUGCGUCGAUACCAAUGACAACGAGCUGGCAUUCCUCGAGGCUAUCCACUUCUUCGUCGAGGUCCUCGACGCCUUCUUUGGCAACGUCUGUGAGCUCGACCUCGUCUUCAACUUUUACAAGGUUUACGCCAUCCUCGACGAGGUCUUCCUCGCCGGUGAAAUCGAAGAGACGAGCAAGCAGGUGGUGCUGACAAGGCUGGAGCAUCUGGAUAAGCUGGAAUAA
Colletotrichum navitas is the source of this 2394-nucleotide messenger RNA. RefSeq names its product clathrin adaptor complex small chain-domain-containing protein. Gene Ontology annotation, cellular component: AP-2 adaptor complex; intracellular membrane-bounded organelle. Gene Ontology annotation, molecular function: clathrin-cargo adaptor activity. Gene Ontology annotation, biological process: protein transport; clathrin-dependent endocytosis. The transcript is spliced from 6 exons. Bases 1 to 2394 code for a protein of 797 amino acids. Lineage: Eukaryota; Fungi; Ascomycota; Sordariomycetes; Glomerellales; Glomerellaceae. The record is from RefSeq and is a predicted model, not a curated record.